AUGGUGGAACUGAAGGAAAUACAGGUAUCUUCCGUAGAAAAAGACAUACCCAUACAUCUCAGUGAUAGAGAAAGAUGCUAUUUUGACCUGAGCAUGUCUGCAGAAUUGUUAAUACAAAAAUUGGAUGAUAUUAUAAAGCGGUACAAUUUUAUGUUUAUGGAUGAUUUUGUGGUCAACUAUGGUAACGAUGGGACGCGAAAGGAUGUGUGUGUAAAGGAUAGGAGCUUGCAAUACCAUGUAAACGGUAAUUUGACCGGUAGUUUUCCGCAUUUGCGAGAUUGCUACUACGCACUCGACUGUUUAAACAUAGAUUAUGUUUGCUAUAAGGGAAUUUCUCUAGCAAUGACACUUUCGUAUAUCACGCCUGACGACGUAAGGAAACACAGAGCUGAGAAUGAAACUUCUUUUACCGGUGAAUUAAUGAUAAACGACAGAGAAGUCUCUCUUGACAGGAAAAAAAGUUUGAGAAUUGGUAUUUGUGAUAAAAGUAUGAAUGUGUGUGGUGGGGGCGUGAUUGGAAAUUGCGUGGUCCGACUCGAUGGUUUGGGACGAAAGGGAUGCUUUAUGAUGAGCUGUGAUGACAAAAUUGUAAAGAAAAAAGAGUUACGUGACGUAGAGGAAUUUAUUGGUGUUGUGGGUAGACCUGGGUUGAUAGUUAAGAACAUGGAAAAGAACCGAGAUAUAAGCGUAGAAACAGAAAAUGAUAAGGAAUUAAUUGUCAAGUCUAGUAAUAAGGAAGCAAAGGUAGGCAUGAAAUAUGCCAUGAGUGAUGCAAGAAAGGGAGAUUGUAAUAUUCUGGAACGAGUCAAGGGCUCGUUUUCAUAUCUUAUCGACGUGUUACUCGCAGACAGUGCUCUUCGGCAGAAGGUAAACUGUUACUGUGAUGGUUACAUCGUGUUUUAUGUCAGGAGUGCCCAAAAGAUCGACAAAAAUAUUUUUAUCGAAUAUUGCAUAGAACGAAGAAAUUUACCCAUGAAACAUUCCGAAAUAGAGGCAUUUUCAAUUCUAUCAGACAUUCCUGCUCAAAAAUUAGUUUUAGAGUACCUGAACACACAGGUUAAGUUAUUCAUGGCGGAUGGAAAUGUUGAUAUAGACGCAAUAAUAUAUAACCUUAGAUGUGCCUUUCAUUAUAAAUUGGUGUCAGGGGAGGAUUGGAUCAGAAGAGAAUUCAAUGCGAUGCUAGUCAAACUGUUCGAAAUGAUCGAAGAAAGAAUUUGUGAGCAUAUGGUCGGCUACGAAGAGUGUUCAGAUGCACUUAUUUAUGUUAUAUUUAUGAUAUUGGUGAGUAGUGGUACAAAAAACGAAGAUGCAAAUGUUUAUUCCGGCAUUCACGCGUAUUCGCAAACGGCUAGCUCUUACACAGAAAUUAUAAGUAAUUUAAAGCGAAAUUACACAAACAACCUCUUUGGCUCGAAUGCCUAUUAUGAUGUGUACAAGAACUGUGAAAAAGCCUUACAUUGCGGCUCAAUGCGUUUGAUUGAUGAAAAGCAGUUUAAUGAACUACUAAAUUGCCUGGUUGUCAGGAAUAGAAGAUGUUUUUUGAAGAAUUACGAAUAUCGCGAGGAAAAGUGGGGAGAAAAAAGCGUUGAUGGAAGUAAUGUGAUGCAGGACGACAUUGAUGGUCGGAAAAAAAGACGCAACACAAGAAAAAGAGGAUGA
Vavraia culicis subsp. floridensis is the source of this 1659-nucleotide messenger RNA. RefSeq lists its product as uncharacterized. The transcript has a single exon. The coding region runs from base 1 to 1659 and encodes 552 amino acids. NCBI's taxonomy places the organism in Eukaryota, Fungi, Microsporidia, Pleistophoridae. The record is from RefSeq and is a predicted model, not a curated record.